Messenger RNA from Batrachochytrium dendrobatidis JAM81, 903 nucleotides. RefSeq lists its product as uncharacterized. Gene Ontology annotation, cellular component: nucleus; cytoplasm. The annotation marks the transcript as partial. NCBI's taxonomy places the organism in Eukaryota, Fungi, Chytridiomycota, Chytridiomycetes, Rhizophydiales. The transcript is spliced from 6 exons. The record is from RefSeq and is a predicted model, not a curated record. Gene Ontology annotation, molecular function: ATP binding; protein serine/threonine kinase activity. Gene Ontology annotation, biological process: peptidyl-serine phosphorylation; signal transduction.
AUUAAAGUAAUUGGCAAGGGUGCUUUUGGUGAGGUAUACCUAGCAGUAGAUUUGACUACAAAGGAGCAUGUAGCUGUCAAAGUUGAAUCCCCAGAUUGUAAAAAGCCGGUCUUGAAACUAGAGGUAGCUAUUCUUCAAAAGCUACAAGCCUCAUCACAUGUAUGUAAAAUUAUUGCCUGUGGGCGCUCCUCGAAGGAUUCAAACGACAGCAUUUACAGCUACCUUGUAAUGGAACUCCUGGGCUCAAAUCUAUCGGAUCUUCGUAAGCAACUGGGAGGAAAAUUCAGUAUAGCAACCACUGCAUUGUUAGCAAAGCAAAUGCUUCUAGGGAUACAAUCUGCCCACGAAAUUGGAUUUCUUCAUCGUGAUAUCAAACCAGGAAAUUUCUGUAUAGCCUCUCAAGGGUCCACUUAUAUUGACGAGUGUAGGCGGCUAAGAUGUUUUCUCAUUGACUUUGGAUUGUCGCGGAGAUAUCUUUCAUCGUCUGGAAAAGUUCGCGAGGCUCGCACCAAAGUUGGAUUUCGUGGAACUGCAAGAUAUGCAUCCAUCUCAGCACACUGCGGAACCGAACUUUGUCGUGUAGACGAUUUGUGGUCACUUUUUUAUAUUAUUGUCGAGUUUCUCACUGGUGCUCUACCCUGGAAAGGGAGGGAAAAGGAAAAGAUUGGCGUCAUGAAAAAGGAGUUGACAAAUCCACAACUUGUGGCUGAAUUGCCACAACCUGUACUAUCGAUUUAUUCGUAUCUGAAAACAUUAAGUUAUGAAGAUGUGCCAGAUUAUAAGCUGAUGUUACAUUUUCUUGACGAGCUGUUUAAAAGCUCAAAGAUGCCAGAGAAUGUUCAGUACGAUUGGGACAUAAAGCACACUGGUAGUCCUACACCAUCGACUGAAAAUCACAGCCAA